Molecule: messenger RNA, 354 nt
Organism: Prorocentrum cordatum
Lineage: Eukaryota; Dinophyceae; Prorocentrales; Prorocentraceae
Source: the annotation of a GenBank genome assembly
AUGGCGUUCUUGCUGGCGCGCGCUUUCGGGGCUCGUGCACCCCCGACGGUGGACACCACCGCCUGUGGCUCGCCGCAGACGCUUUCAACUGCCGGGUUCGAGACUGAAGAUGUUUGGCGCGGGCGGACCGUGUCGGUGGACUCGGCGAAGGAGAUGCACGCGGCGCACCCCGAGGACGGCAGCACCUGCAAGGGCCUGCUCUUGGCCCCAGGCUCGGAGGACCUGCAUCGCUGUGGCAGCAAGGGCUCUGUCGACAGUGCCGACGUGCGCAAGAGCAGCGCCCGGGCGGAGGCUCUCAGGAGGGCGGAGAUGCUGGCGCGCUUCGACCACAGCUACGGCGGCCGCAGGCGGUGA